Scleropages formosus (Asian bonytongue) is the source of this 2750-nucleotide messenger RNA. RefSeq names its product centrosomal protein of 164 kDa-like. Lineage: Eukaryota; Metazoa; Chordata; Actinopteri; Osteoglossiformes; Osteoglossidae. Gene Ontology annotation, molecular function: protein binding. Bases 4 to 2061 code for a protein of 685 amino acids. The record is from RefSeq and is a predicted model, not a curated record. The transcript is spliced from 17 exons.
CUCAUGGAUGUACCGGCUCUCCGCAUUGGCGAUCAGCUGAUCCUGGAGGAGAAUGAAGACUUCAUCCCUACCGAAAAAGAUGUUUUCGACUUUGCCCAGGAGAUUGGCAUUGAUCUCAUUCAAGAGCCUGAGCUCCUGUGGCUGGCACGGGAAGGCUGCAAAGCUCCGCUGCCUGCAGAAUGGAAGACCUGCCAGGAUGUGACAGGGGAUGUCUACUUCUUUAACUUCUUCACGGGUGAAUCUACCUGGGACCAUCCCUGCACAGAGUUCUACCGCCAGCAGGUAAGCCGGGAGCGAGAGCGUGCCAAGUCCUGUGGCACUCCUGGCAAGAAAAAGGAGAGGAAGACUAAAAAGGAGAAGGGGAAGAAGGACAAGGAGUUCACAAGGGCCCCCGUGCCCCUAAAGGCUACACUGCAACCCCUUCCCCCAGUGCAAGCCAUGUCAGAUGCUCCUAUCUCCCCUCUCCAUGGUUCGCUCAGCAGCUCCGGGAAUCGGGAGUUUCCCAAGAUACAGCUGAGGGCUCCUGACUCUGAUUUGAGCUCCGGUGUGGUGGAUCUGAGGCAGGAUGAGUACAUGUCUCCUUCAUUACCUGAGAACAAGGAUCAGGAGGAUAAGACUUCAGUGGAAGAGAACCUGAGGAGCACCCCAUACCUGUUACUAGACCUGGACCCAAUGGGAGGAAGUUUAAAGUCAUGUGAGCAGGAGGUGGAGGUGGAAAGAGAGAAGGCUUUGCGGGAGAGGCUGUGGUCCCUGCAGGAAGACCUGAGGAAACUGGAGAAGGAGGAGAUGGAGAGGUUCAGAAAGGAGGUGGAGAGAGUCAGGACUCUGAAGCAGGAUCCUCGAGAGGAGCAGAUGGCAGAAGUGAGGCUGAAGAAAGACUCUGACCACAGGUUGAAAGAUGAACAUGAGUCCUCUCCACAUGAGAGGGAGGCCCAGCAGCAAGCUCUCCGAGAUGAGAGGGGUACCAUGCUGCAGGCACUAAAGACAGAAGCAGAGGCAGAACAGGCAACAAGAAAGGAGGAGUUGGACAAUAUAAAACAGUUGUGCAUAGAGGUCGUAAAGCAGGAGACCGCUAAGCAGCUGGAGGCUCUCAGAUCAGAGAUGAGCCGAGAGAGGAAACAGCUCAUCUUUGCUCUGCAGGAAGAGAGGAGGAGGCUGCUGGCUUCUCACAGCUCCCAGUUGCAGGAGCUCCACACACAGCUGGAAUCAAAGCUGCAGCAGACUCUCCAGGAACAGAUGCUGAAGGAAGCUGAGCUUCAGGAGCAGGAGUUGCAACUGGAACUCAGAUCCAAGGAGCUCAAGGCACAGACUGAAGCACUGCAUGCUGAGGUGGAAGACUUGAAGAAGAUGAAACAAGAGCUCAGUAAUAAUGUUGAUGGGAGAAAAAGAGACCCAGAGACCCAAAGGCUUAUGGAAGAGAAACUCCAGCUAGAGACAAAAGUGGAACUCUUACAGGAGCAGUUUGACCAGCUGAGUCACAGGGUCAGUGAUCUGGAAAGAAAUGAAAACACAAGGUGUUCUACUGAGAGGUUGGAGGAGGGCAGAGGGAGGAGGCAGGAAAAGGAAAUGUGGAGGGACAUAAAGGUGGUGCCCCCUGCUAAUAACGACAAGACUCAGGAAAUGGAGGACCUGGAGUACUUGCUUUCUACCUCUUCUCUUGCUUCUCCUCUGGGCAAGGACAGCAACAUGGAAAAUGUUCAUCAGUACAUCAGUACAACAGGGGGGGUGUCCCUAAAGACAGCUCGUUGCUACUUGGAGAGGGAGGCUAUUAACCUCAGGGAGAGACAAGCAGCAGUGCAGGCUGACAGGAAGACAUGGAUUCAAGACCCUGUCAUGUGGUCCACAUCUCAGUACUUACUCAGGGACCUCCAGAAGUCCUCCUACACCCCCUUCCCUAUGCCUUUCCACCAAUCCCUCUCGCACAGCCUUUAUUCAACAGAUGGAGAAGGUGAGCGUCUUGAAGAAAAAAUUGAUAGCAUAAAGAAGUGGCUGGAGACCUACAGGAAAGACCCCAAAAGGCCUCUGUUCCCUGAAUUGUGGACCCCUCCACCAAGAGAAUAAACAAUUUGAAAACAUGUAGUAAGAUUUCUGCAGUAAACUAUAAGCAGCAUCAGGAUAACACACAUUUGACUGGUAUUACUGGUUCAGUAUCCUCACUCAUCCAUCUUCUUUGAAGACACCAGCGUUACAAAGUGAUAGUGUUGUGUUCUACGGAAUGUAGUUGGCACUGACAUUUUUAUAUUCCCUGGGAAGAUUAAAUCAUCAUGAAGGGAAAAUGAGUUUUACGUGAAGAAGUAUGUGUUUGUAAGUGUUGGUACACCAACCAUAUUUAGUCUGAAUUGGUUUGAAUAAGGAAAGAGCUACUACUCUUAAGAGUAGUUUACUUUUACAUUUUUAUGAACAUUUUCUUCCUCUCCAGCAAACAGCUGUCAACAGCCUAGCAUACAAAUUUUAGCAGAGGUACUAAUGCAAGUAACUCGUAUCCUCUACAUUUAUACAUCGUGGUGCAGGGACUAAUGUUGGCACACCAUGCUUAGCUAUAGUUUUGACUGUGGGUUCAAGUCCCACUCAUGCUGUGUGGAGUUGAUGUGUUCUCUCCAUAACCAUGUGGGUUUCCUCCCAAAGCCAUGCGGAAGAAGGAAUUGGAACCCACUUCUGUAUCCUCAUUUAUGUUGAAAAGCACACAGGUUUAACCUUAACCUUGUCUACUACCUAUGCAAAUAACAUUAAAUACAACAAUGCCCUUAUCA